Messenger RNA from Arabis nemorensis, 2559 nucleotides. The record is from the annotation of a GenBank genome assembly. NCBI's taxonomy places the organism in Eukaryota, Viridiplantae, Streptophyta, Magnoliopsida, Brassicales, Brassicaceae.
AUGUUGAAGCUGAGGAAGAAGUUUCUGGAACUUCUUCUAUGUGUGUUGAUUUUCUUCACUUGUGUUGUUGGCUAUGGAGAAGCUCAAUCCAAGAGUAUUCUUGUUGAUUGUGGCUCAAAUACUUCAACCAAAGCAGAUGGUAGAAUUUGGGUAGGUGAUUUGUCUCCCAACAAGAGUUUGACACUAAGUUCACCAGGAUUUGAUGUCGCUGCAUCAUCGACAUCGAUGGGGAAUUCGGUCUUUUCCGAGAUUUAUAAGACUGCUCGUGUUUUCGAGUCAAUGUUAAACUAUACAUUUGAAGGCAUUGCUCAAGGAAGUUACUUUGUUAGGCUACAUUUCAGUCCUUUCGCUAUCGAAAACCCCAAUGUGAAUGAGUCUUCUUUCAGUGUGUAUGCGGAUGGUCUUAGACUGAUGCUUGACAUCAACAUCCCGGGAGAAAUCGCGCAUAAAAAUCUCAUCUUGCUAAGCUCUGGCCACAAUGCUACUGCCUCUUCAUUGGUUAAAGAGUUUCUGUUACCUAUAGGACCGGGAAAACUGGUUUUGAGCUUCAUACCGGAGAAAGGAUCUUUCGGGUUUGUGAAUGCUAUUGAGAUUGUUUCUGGUGUUGAUAAGCUUUUCAAGGAAUCAGUUACUAAAGUGGGUGGAAAUGAAGUGGAGCUCGGUUUGAGUGGACGCGGGAUCGAAACUAUGUAUAGACUGAACGUUGGUGGUCCUAAGCUAGGUGCAAGCCGAGAUCUUGCGUUGUAUAGAACGUGGGAAACAGAUUCAAGCUACAUGGUGAUUGAGAACGCGGGUGACGAAGUCAAGAACUCCUCGAAUAUUACGUAUGCUUUGACUAAUGAUCCUCCUGUGGCUCCUCUUCUUGUUUACGAAACUGCUAGGAAGAUGUCAAACACUGAAGUCUUGGAGAAACGGUUCAAUAUUUCUUGGAAAUUUGAAGUGGAUCCGAAUUUCGAUUACCUGGUUAGGCUACAUUUCUGCGAGCUCGUUGUCGAUAAGGAGAACCAGAGGAUAUUUAAGAUAUACAUAAACAAUCAGACGGCUGCUGGUAAUUUUGAUAUAUAUGCGCACGCAGGUGGGAAGAACAAAGCUAUGUAUCAAGAUUACUUUGAUCCGGUCUCUUCGAAGAACAACAUUCUUUGGAUUCAACUCGGACCUGACACAUCCGUUGGUGCUUCUGGAACCGAUGCUCUUCUGAGUGGUCUGGAGAUUUUUAAACUCAGCAAAAAUGGGAAUCUUGCUCAUCUAUUCAGGUUUGAUUCGACUGGUCACUCGGUAGAUGACUCGAAGAUGCGGAUUAUUUGGAUAACUGUUGGUGCCGGUAUAGCAACGAUCAUUUUUUUCGCGUUCUUGGUAACUUUCGUUGUAUGUUUCUGCAAGAAAAGGCGAAAUAAAUCAAAUGAAUCCAAAAGCAAUCCGCCCGGGUGGCGUCCGUUGUUCUUGCAUGUCAAUAAUAGUACUGCAAACGCCAAAGCAACAGGAGGCUCGCUGAGACUGAACACUCUUGCAGCAUCUACUGGUAGGAAGUUUACACUAGCUGAGAUUCGUGCAGCCACCAAGAACUUUGAUGAUGGUUUAGCCAUUGGAAUUGGAGGAUUCGGUAAAGUCUACAGAGGAGAGCUUGAAGAUGGAACACUCAUAGCAAUAAAACGAGCCACUCCACAUUCUCAGCAAGGACUUGCUGAAUUUGAAACCGAGAUUGUGAUGCUCUCGAGGCUUAGGCAUAGGCAUCUUGUGUCUUUGAUCGGGUUCUGCGAUGAGCACAACGAGAUGAUCUUGGUUUAUGAGUACAUGGCAAAUGGAACUCUGAGGAGCCAUCUAUUUGGAAGCAACCUUCCUCCGUUAUCAUGGAAGCAACGUCUCGAAGCUUGCAUAGGCUCUGCGCGGGGAUUGCAUUACCUUCACACAGGCUCUGAGAGAGGAAUCAUUCACAGGGAUGUCAAGACAACAAACAUAUUACUAGAUGAGAACUUUGUGGCGAAGAUGUCUGAUUUUGGGCUGUCGAAAGCUGGACCGUCCAUGGACCAUACUCAUGUCAGUACAGCGGUGAAAGGAAGUUUCGGGUAUCUUGAUCCGGAGUAUUUCAGGAGGCAACAGUUAACAGAGAAGUCAGAUGUUUACUCUUUCGGCGUUGUGUUGUUUGAAGCUGUUUGUGCUCGAGCUGUUAUAAACCCAACUUUGCCUAAAGACCAGAUCAACCUUGCGGAAUGGGCUUUAAGCUGGCAAAAACAGCGAUCUCUCGAGUCAAUCAUCGACCCAAACCUGAAGGAAAACUACAGUCCUGAAUCGAUGGAGAAGUAUGGGGAGAUAGCAGAGAAAUGCUUAGCGGAUGAAGGGAAGAAUAGGCCAAUGAUGGGAGAAGUUUUAUGGCACCUGGAGUAUGUUUUGCAGCUACACGAAGCUUGGCUCCGCAAACAGAACGGAGAAAACUCGUUUUCGAGCAGCCAAGCAUUAGAAGAAGCACCGGAGAGCUCUACUCUUCAAGCUUGUUCCAAUCAAGAUUCCUCAGAAAUGGAGAAGAGCCAAACAGGAUCAUCAACUCUUCACAACAUGGUGUAA